AUGGGACCCUUCCCUCCCUCACAUUCAAACAACUACAUUCUAGUGGUAGUGGAUUAUGUGUCCAAGUGGGUGGAAGCUAUGGCUCUACCCACUAAUGAUGCCAAAGUAGUGAUGAGCUUUCUUCAAAGAUAUAUUUUUAGCCGGUUUGGUGUCCCAAGGAUGCUCAUUAGUGAUGGUGGAAGUCACUUCUAUAAUAGACAGUUGGACUCACUUUUGCAGAGAUAUGGAGUCCGUCAUAAAGUGGCAACCCCCUAUCACCCUCAGACAAGUGAACAGGUUGAAGUUUCCAACAGGGAACUCAAGAGGAUUCUAGAGAAGACCGUCAGUGUUUCAAAAAAGGACUGGUCUAGGAAGCUUGAUGACGCUCUCUGGGCAUACCGGACAGCGUACAAGACUACCAUUGGCAUGUCUCCUUAUCAAUUGGUCUAUGGCAAAGCCUGUCACUUUCCAGUUGAGCUGGAGCAUAAAGCAUACUGCGCAAUCAGGUAUCUGAAUCUUGAUUCAGAAGCUGCAGGAAUUAAGCGAAUGCUUCAGUUGAAUGAGCUUGAUGAAUUUAGAUAUUCAGCUUAUGAGAAUGCCAAGCUCUAUAAGGAGAGAACCAAGUUAUUGCAUGACAAGAAGAUUGCCAUCAGAGUCUUUGAGCUAGGACAGAGAGUACUUUUGUAUAAUUCAAGACUCAAACUCUUUUCCGGAAAGCUAAAAUCCCGGUGGUCAGGACCGUUUGUGGUUACCAGAGCUUCACCAUAUGGUCAUGUGGAAUUACAGGAAGAGAAUUCUGACAGGAAAUUCACAGUGAAUGGCCAGAGGUUGAAGCAUUAUCUUGGAGGCGAGAUUGAUCGCCAGAGGUCCGCUCAUUUGCUGAAUUAG
Messenger RNA from Arachis stenosperma, 867 nucleotides. RefSeq lists its product as uncharacterized. The record is from RefSeq and is a predicted model, not a curated record. Gene Ontology annotation, biological process: DNA integration. Gene Ontology annotation, molecular function: nucleic acid binding. NCBI's taxonomy places the organism in Eukaryota, Viridiplantae, Streptophyta, Magnoliopsida, Fabales, Fabaceae. Bases 1 to 867 code for a protein of 288 amino acids. The transcript has a single exon.